Pygocentrus nattereri (red-bellied piranha) is the source of this 958-nucleotide messenger RNA. Its product is annotated as B-cell receptor CD22-like. The transcript has 6 exons. NCBI's taxonomy places the organism in Eukaryota, Metazoa, Chordata, Actinopteri, Characiformes, Serrasalmidae. The record is from RefSeq and is a predicted model, not a curated record. The coding region runs from base 5 to 958 and encodes 317 amino acids.
UGUGAUGAGGUCAUUGAGAACGGCUCCUCCUCUUCCUCUGGUCUUUCUGCUCAUGACUGCUGGAGCUUUUGGAGCAGAGUGGAGUGUGAAGUACAACCAACAGGAAAUCUGUGCUUUAAAAGGAUCCACAGUGUUUAUGAACGCAACUUUUACUCACCCAGAAGGUCUCACAGUGACAGAGACUUUCUGGGUCAUACACCCAGUUGAGGGGGUGGAGCCGACUGAUCUGAGUAUAGACCCAGAUUAUUCAGGCAGAGUCAAGUUUUUAACUGAUGAUCAGAAACACUUCUCCCUCAAACUGAGUGAUGUGAUGAAGAAGGAUGAACAUCAGUUCUGCUUCAGAAUCAUAACAAAUGUAGAAAAAGAAAGAUGGUGGGGUAAACCUGGAGUUCAUCUCAGAGUUACAGAGCUCCGUGUAGAAGCUCCUGAAGAAGUGACAGAGGGAGAAACAGCAGAUCUGACAUGUAAGACCACCUGCAGUCUGACUGACCCAACAUUCAUCUGGUACAAAAAUGGACGUCCUUUAACCACAAAGACCAUCAAGAACAACCAGCUCCACCUGCAGAAGGUCAGCAGUGAGGAUGCAGGCAGUUAUAGCUGUGCUGUAGGAGGAUCUCAACACCUCCACUCUACUGCUCACAGACUCAGAGUCAGAUAUCCUCCAAAGAGGGUCUCAGUGUCCAUCAGUCCCUCUGGUGAAAUAGUGGAGGGCAGUUCAGUGACUCUGACCUGCAGCAGUGAUGGAAACCCACCUGUGAAGAUCUACACCUGGUUUAAGGGAUCAACAUCAGUAGGAGAAGGAAAAACCUACAGCAUUCCCAGCAUCAGUUCUGAGGACAGUGGAGAAUACACAUGCCAGAGUAGGAAUGAUCAUGGAGAGAGAAGAUCCACUGCUGUGUAUUUAACUGUCACAUAUCCUCCAAAGACCAUCUCAGUGUCCUUCAGUCCCUCUGGAUGA